Molecule: messenger RNA, 1047 nt
Organism: Laetiporus sulphureus 93-53
Lineage: Eukaryota; Fungi; Basidiomycota; Agaricomycetes; Polyporales; Laetiporaceae
Product: alpha/beta-hydrolase
Exons: 6
Coding region: 1-1047 (348 amino acids)
Source: RefSeq, a predicted model, not a curated record
AUGCCCGUCCUCAGCAGCCAAUCUUACGUCUGCGACCCGCGUCCGGACUACCCGCUGCUGAUCACCGCAAAGUGCUACUGGGUCCCGGAGCUCGCCUCUGAUGCGCCUGAUGCACUCACGCUCAUCGUGACACAUGGGACCGGAUAUCACAAGGAGCAGUGGGAGCCGACUUUCGAGUACCUGUACGAGCAUUUGGCGCGAGCGGGCAACAAAGCUGUGCGCAUUCGUGACAUCUGGAGCAUCGACUGCCCGAACCAUGGAGAUGCGGCGGUCUUGAAUGAGAAGACGUUGCAAUGGGGAUACCAUAUCUUCAAUUGGGAGGAGUAUGCGCGUGCUGUGCAUAUAUUCCUGUCCGGGUUGGGCACAGGCGUGGAUGUCGACUUCAGCAAGCGCAACCUAGUUGGCGUCGGGCAUUCCAUGGGUGCUGUUGGCCUGAUUCUCUGCGGGACUUUCCGACCUAACCCACUAUUUCAGUCGUUCAUCUUCGCAGAGCCUAUGUGCUUCCCGCCCGAACCGCAUGGCCUCGGUGGUAAGUUCACAACCGUCCUAACCUCGGGCGCCGAGAAACGCCGCGACAUAUUCCCCUCGCGUGAGGAGGCACUCGCGUGGCUGCAGUCCCGGGCGGGCUUCAAGGUCUGGGACCCCAAGGUCCUUCGUGCCUUUGUUGACCAUGGAAUGCGAGACCUUCCCACAGCUGACUACCCAGAUAAGACCGAGGGCGUGACGCUGAAAUGCACCAGGGCGCAGGAAGCAGCUUGCUAUCGCGACCACACGAACACGGGUCGUGUGCGCGCCUACAACUACUUGUCUACUCUGUGCGCCACUUAUCCUGUGCACAUUUUGUACGGCGCUGUCGAUGAUUACAUUCCGAGCCAAGUGAAGGACUACCUCUUGUCUGAUGGAACAAAGGGCAAACAUGCUUCUGCAUGGCGUGUGAGAAACUCGGGGCAUCUGGUUGUGCAGACACAAUCGAAGGGAUUGGCAGAUGGGAUAUGGGCAAUUCUGACAGGAGAACCUGCACCUGCUUGGGAGAAGAGCAAGCUGUGA